AUGAGUGAGAGUGAUACUGAACACACCGCGUCGUCACAGCCCGCAGACCACGGUGAGCACCAUGCACGUAGGACUAAGGGCGUGUCGAGUACAAAGGUCGAGCCGGCGGAGGUGCACCGCGUCGCUUUGCGCCUGCCCCCAUUUUGGCCCGAAGAGCCCGAUAUUUGGUUCGCGCAAAUAGAGGCGCAGUUUGAGAACGCAGGGCCCCAAAGCACCCUAGAGGCGCUAGCCGAGCUGGCUGACCGCGUCCAGGAUAUCGUGGCGCCGACGAACCACGUUGCAGCAACUUCGGCGACAGGUCCCUCGGCCAGCGAGAUGGCAGCUGAGAUCGCCGAUCUUAAGCGCGCGAUGAACGACCUAACGCUGUAG
Molecule: messenger RNA, 369 nt
Organism: Arctia plantaginis
Lineage: Eukaryota; Metazoa; Arthropoda; Insecta; Lepidoptera; Erebidae
Source: the annotation of a GenBank genome assembly